Molecule: messenger RNA, 2560 nt
Organism: Danio aesculapii
Lineage: Eukaryota; Metazoa; Chordata; Actinopteri; Cypriniformes; Danionidae
Product: gastrula zinc finger protein XlCGF8.2DB-like
Exons: 3
Coding region: 125-1006 (293 amino acids)
Biological process (GO): regulation of DNA-templated transcription
Molecular function (GO): RNA polymerase II cis-regulatory region sequence-specific DNA binding; DNA-binding transcription factor activity, RNA polymerase II-specific
Source: RefSeq, a predicted model, not a curated record
GUUUUGUGUGACGUCAUAAGGCUGCGCCGCUACUGCGCUGUGCAUUCAACUGGAGAAAGGAUAAAGUGUCCAAACGCAGAGAAAAACUCCUGCUGAAGCGACUGAUCUCCACACUGUUAUAAAGAUGGCGUUUAUUAAAGAGGAGAGUGAAGAUGUGAAGAUUGAAGAAACAUUCACAGUCAAACAGGAAGAUCUGCAGGAACAAACAGACCUAAUUGAAGAGAAUGAGGGAAGUAAAGAGGAGGAACAUCAUGUCAAAAUUGAGGAAAACAGUCAUUUACAGACUGAUGGUAUUUUGAAAAGGAGAGACAAGAAUCGUUUCAAAUGCACUCAGUGUGGAAAGAGUUUUGGAAGAAAAAGCAAUCUUAAGAUUCACAUGAUGAACCACACUGGAGAGAAACCUUUCACAUGCACUCAGUGUGGGAAGAGUUUUAGCCAAUCAUCACACUGUAAUCAACACAUGAGGAUCCACACUGGAGAGAAACCAUUCACUUGCACUCAGUGUGGGAAGACUUUCAGCCAAUCAUCACACUGUAAUCAACACAUGAGGAUCCACACUGGAGAGAAACCAUUCACUUGCACUCAGUGUGGGAAGAGUUUCAGCCAAUUAUCAUCCUUUAAUCUACACAUGAGGAUCCACACUGGAGAGAAACCAUUAACAUGCACUCAGUGUGGGAAGAGUUUUAAAUGCUUAUCACACCUUAAUCAACACUUGAGGAUCCACACUGGAGAGAGACCAUUCACUUGCACUCAGUGUGGGAAGAGUUUUAAAUGCUUAUCAUCCUUUAAUCAACACAUGAGGAUCCACACUGGAGAGAAACCAUUCACUUGCACUCGGUGUGGGAAGAGUUUCAAAAAAUCAUCACACCUUAAUCAACACAUGAGGAUCCACACUGGAGAGAAACCAUUCACAUGCACUCAGUGUGGGAAGAGUUUCAGCCAAUUAUCAUCCCUUAAUCUACACAUGAUGAGCCACAGUAAAGAGAAACCAUCCACUUGCACUUAAGCCGUGGUCACACUGGACUUUUCUCCCCAUAGACUUCAUUUCAUACACAUGCGAAUGCGUCAGACCAGAAAUGCAAGUUCGUGCAUCCAGUUUCGCAGUUUACUGCAUUGCAAAGUUCAAGCUUGAUGAACUCUGAUCUGCGAUAUCAUAUCACUUGACUGUGUGAGACUAAUUGAAGAUCAAAACAUGACUUCUCUGCACAGAAAUUUAAAAUAUGCACCAAUCGCUCACUUUUUAAAUGUCUAAUCAUCUUGUAUAAUCCCGCCCCUUUUCGCAGCGUCGUACAACAUAAUUUCGCAUGCUCAAACUCUAGUGUGACCGCAGCUUCAGUGUGGGAUGAGUUUCAGCAACUCCUCAGACCUUAAUAAACACCGGAAGACCCACCCUGGAGAGAAACAGUUCACGUUCACUCAGUGUGGGAAGAGUUUCAACCGAUCAGCAAACCUUAAUGAACACAUGAAGAUCCACACUAGUGUGAAAGAGUAUAUGUGCUUGAGUGUGAGAAGACUUAUUACAGCUCCAAAAUUGAAACUGCACCACACAAACACAACACAAAAGAGGAUUCACACUGGAGAGAAACCGUACAGAUCUGAUCAGUGUUUACAGAGUUUUGCUUAUUCGGCGCAGCUUAAGAAACACAUGGACAAAAAGUUGCACACACGACAUGAAUGCAGUAAAACAUUUUCUCAUGUGCACAGAAUGUUUCAUGUCUGAAUAAUGUUUGAAAAGGCUGAGUGAUGGUAUACUAUUUUCCAACACUCCUACACUGCAGUAGGUGGGGUUGUAAAUGGGUUGCACUCCUCGCGUUUACUGUAAACACAUGGAUGUGGUGGCUGAGAGAAAAACAGUUUCAUAAACAUCUGGCAAACAGCACCUCUGCGGCUUAAAAUCUCUUGCAAGUGAUUGUGCAGAUGUGGAUACAUCUGUACUCCACUCUUCAGUGUAUUCAUGUAGCUAGUGUUGUUUUGGAUGAUGUUCAAAUCACUGGGAAGACACCGCACAGCAAAGAAGGUGGAGCUCCAGGACGGUUAGUUUGCAGUAUACUAGGGCCUCAAGUUUAGAAAGCCCAUUCAAUUGUCCUGUGUUGCAGCGUUUAUUAGUAAAGUUUCUUUACUUUGAGGUUCAAUAUUCUUUCUAGUUUACUUCAUUUACUUUUUUGAGUAGAAUACAAACCUGAUGAAUAUUUUAUGAUUUAGGUAGAGCGACAGGUAUUAAGUUUUACAAUAUUAAUACACUGUGAUGAUCCCAAGACUUCAGAUUGGAGUAUGUGGUAAAUCCUGAUUAAAUGCCUGCAUUACUCCUCAAUGGGUAUAUAAAAGUUGUUGUGCUAGCUACCCCAGGACGCUGUAGCUACUCAGAAGUCCUCAUGUCAAGACCUGCCAUCUCAUUGACUCUUUAAGCUUAUGGUUUUGUUUUGCAUUACUUAUGUCAUGUAGUUAAAGUGUUGUUGUGAUUAUAUCCUAAGUUCUUAAUCUUCAUUAUUAUCCCUAGACAUUUGUUGGUUGCUUUGAUUGAUUGUUCUAGGAGUUACAUUUUGUAAUAAAUAAUUUGCAU